Molecule: messenger RNA, 570 nt
Organism: Struthio camelus australis
Lineage: Eukaryota; Metazoa; Chordata; Aves; Struthioniformes; Struthionidae
Source: RefSeq, a predicted model, not a curated record
AUGCCGGUGGAGGACCCCAUCGUGUCCACGGACGAGGUCAUCUUUCCCCUGACCAUCUCUCUCGACAAGCUGCCCCCUGGCACCGUCAAGGCCAAGGUGAGCCACCACUCGGGCGAGGUGCCCGUGGGUGCCUUCUGCCGCGUGGCCAGCGCCGGCUCGGCUUGUCCCUGCGCCCUCAGCGCCCUCGAGGAGCACAACUUCCUCUUCCAGCUCCAGGCGCCCGAGAGGCCCCCCGAGGACGCCAAGGAGGGCUUGGAGGUCCCGUUGGUGGCCGUGAUCCAGUGGUCGACGCCAAAACUGCCCUUCACCAGCAGCAUCUACACGCAUUACCGGCUGCCAAGCAUCCGCCUGGAGCGGCCGCGCUUCGUGAUGACGGCCGCCCGCGAGGCGCCGGAGGGCGCACAGGGUGGAGGACAUGGUGGUGGCACACGGGAUGGGGCACAUGGGACAGUGCACGGGGUGAGGCACAUGGUGGUGGCACAUGAGAUGUGGGACAUGACAGUGACACACGGGAUGGGGGACAUGGUAGUGGCACAUGGGAUGGGGGAUAUAGGGUGGCACAUGCAGUGA